Messenger RNA from Psylliodes chrysocephalus, 1203 nucleotides. Lineage: Eukaryota; Metazoa; Arthropoda; Insecta; Coleoptera; Chrysomelidae. The record is from the annotation of a GenBank genome assembly.
AUUCUAAAUAGUGCGUUUAAACAGGACAGUGGCAGUGCCUGGUGUCAGUUGCGUUUUUCAGUGGUCGCGAUUUAUUCCAGUUUGUAAAAAAGGCGUGCUUUCUGAGUGUUUUGAAGUUUUUUUGGAUAGAAAAGAAAAGGAAACACAUUUUUCUACGUAUCAUCAUGAAAAAUGGUGAUAUUUUUCGUAAAGGUCCUAGUCAUUUGCUUAUUGAUAGGAAAUGGUACAUCGACACCAGUAGCGGAGUACGAUAAGUCUUCUAGAUACGAGGAAUAUAUCAUAGAGCAUGAAAUAUCUUCAGGUUCAGCCAAAAAUGCCGUUAUCGCCAUGAACCUCAGUUCAAUUGAAAUUCCACCGGGCUGUCAAAAAUGUAACGCCAAAGAAGAGCGAUACUGUCUCGGGGCUGAUCUCAUCAGCGAUCAUUGUUGUUGUGAUAAAAGAUACCAUGAGUUGUUUCCUUAUAUCCCGCACACGUGCUACUUUGGAACCCAACUGUGCCAGACGGUAGCCAGCGACUGUACAGAAUAUCACAGAUUAAGGACCUGUUGCUGUCAAAAAUUAACCUUACAUAAAUUUCUCGAAGAUGAGAUGUCUACGACUGAAAGUUCCGAAAUUGUUUUUCAUAAAGAAGAUUUAAUAACCGUUCCCUUUACGCACGAAAAGAGGCAUGCUAAAAAAUCGGAAUUUGUAUUAAUGCAGAAACGAAACUUUAAACAAAUAGGACUUUAUUCGCAUGUGAUAGGCGCUCCAGUAAACGUCGUCUCAGGAGGCAUAGCCAAUCCAUUUUUCAGUAACGCUUUGGACCUCUUCAGAGGAGCGGAUUUCCGAAGACGAUGCCCUGUUUGCGACCCAUCAGUCUACAGCUAUUGCACGGAUAAAUUGUUUCAUGAUUCAUGUUGUUGCCAUAAUCCCAAUAAUCCGUAUGGAAAGUUAAGGAUCAACUUAGAAAAGUUAAAGUUCAGUUCAGAAAAGUUAAGGAUCAACUUGGAAAAGUUAAAGUUCAAAUUAGAAAAGUCCAAAAUCAACUUGAAAAAGUCCAAAAUCAACUUAGAAAAGUCUAUAACCAAUUUAAAAAGAUUUAAGCUUAGACAAGUAAAGGAUAAUUCCAAAAAGCCCAAGAUCAAUUUUGAAAAGUCAAAGAUAAACUUUUUGGAUAUCAUCCAGCGACCGACUUUAUGUAAAGGAAAUACAAGAUCAACUUAG